AUGUCUAUCACUGUCAAAUGUCGACCCAUGGUCAUUUGCUCCCAGGAAAAUAAUCUCUCUCAGUACCAUUUCCUCUUUGCCCACCACCAUCACUACCACCAUCAGAUUGGAUCGUUUCCAGAGUUUUCCCUUCAGGGCAUUUAUAACCUGAAAACAACCCAGGCACCAAUAGCAGCAGCUGCAGGGAUGCCAUUGGAACUAUCCCCCCACCCCCACUCUGAGAUUGUUCCCAAGAUCAUCUCACAGCCCAUGCCUCACGAGGGUGGCUCAGCCCUCUCUCCUUCAGCAACAAUUAGCCAGAAAAGGGCUCAAGAACAGGCAGCAGCUCUUGCCAGGGAAGUCAACUGUCCAACCUCUCCUGAAGGUGAUAUGAUGUCUUGCCUCCGCCAGAAACCUGCUGACAUCCUCAAUAAUGCUCAAACCAAGCUCUUGGCAAUAAGCGGCCCAUUUCAUUACUGGGGACCAGUGGUUGAUGGUGUCUAUCUCCAAGAGGCUCCAACUAGAGCAUUACGGCGAUCUCCAAGGAUGAAAAUAGAUGUGCUCAUUGGAAGCGCCCAACGAGAUGGGCUGAUCAACAGAGCAAAGGCCAUUAAGAAAUUUGAAGAGAGUCAAGGCCGGACCAGUAGCAAAACAGCCUUUUACCAAGCUCUUCAGAAUUCCCUGGGUGGAGAGAACUCAGAUGCCAGCAUUGAAGUGGCAGCAACUUGGUAUUAUUCCCUUGAGCAUUCAACUGAAGAUUACUCAUCAUUCUCCAGGGCACUGGAAAAUGCUACUCGGGACUACUUUAUCAGCUGCCCCAUUAUUGACAUGGCUAGUCACUGGGCAAGGGAAACCCGAGGGAACAUCUACAUGUACUACGUGCCUGAAACCUACUCUCAGAACAGCCUAGAGUUGCUGGCUGAUGUCCAAUACGCCUUUGGACUACCCUUCCAUCCUCAGUACAAGCAGCAGUUUACUCUGGAAGAAAAAAACCUGUCAUUGAAAAUAAUGCAGUAUUUCACCAAUUUCAUCAAGACAGGAAAUCCCAAUUAUCCUUAUGACUUCUCAAGGAAGGUACUAGAGACUACAGCCUUAUGGCCAGAAUUCCUACCCCACACUAAUGGAGAUAACUAUAAAGAAUUUAGUCCUGGACUUCCAAACCACCAGGGAUUGAAAAAAGACGAAUGUUCCUUCUGGUCCAAGUACAUCCAAACACUGAAAGCAUCUACAGCACUGCCUACUCCCUUCCUGGCCAUCUCCGUCCCCAGAAAGGUUUGCCUUCUGGUCAGCUACGUCGGGCGCCAUUUGCCUUUGGCUGUUGGUGGGCAGGAUGACUUCUCCUCCACUUCUGGGACUGGAAGCCAGUCCUCGGCUCUGCCUGGGCAGACAUUAAAGCAAACUGAAGAGAGCAAUGGCUACGGGUUCAGUGAAGCUGAGAACCAGCAGCCAUUGGUGGCAGAAGAGGAGCUUGGCCCUGGUGUUCCUGAGGAGGGCCAGAAAAGCUACAGCAAAUAA
Molecule: messenger RNA, 1494 nt
Organism: Gracilinanus agilis (Agile Gracile Mouse Opossum)
Lineage: Eukaryota; Metazoa; Chordata; Mammalia; Didelphimorphia; Didelphidae
Gene: TG
Product: thyroglobulin
Exons: 11
Coding region: 1-1494 (497 amino acids)
Biological process (GO): thyroid hormone generation
Source: RefSeq, a predicted model, not a curated record